This is a messenger RNA of Lineus longissimus, 7178 nucleotides long. Its product is annotated as DNA polymerase epsilon catalytic subunit A-like. Gene Ontology annotation, cellular component: epsilon DNA polymerase complex; nucleus. Gene Ontology annotation, molecular function: nucleotide binding; zinc ion binding; single-stranded DNA 3'-5' DNA exonuclease activity. Gene Ontology annotation, biological process: nucleotide-excision repair, DNA gap filling; DNA replication; DNA replication proofreading. The transcript has 32 exons. Bases 25 to 6873 code for a protein of 2282 amino acids. The record is from RefSeq and is a predicted model, not a curated record. NCBI's taxonomy places the organism in Eukaryota, Metazoa, Nemertea, Pilidiophora, Heteronemertea, Lineidae.
UUUUUCUGCUUCAAAUAAAUCAGGAUGGUGUUACAGAACAGUGGAAAAUAUAGAUCUGACAAAGAUACAGAAUGGCAAGGAGGAGAAUCAAGUCGUGAAGAUGCGAGUGAAAAGAAGUAUCAGAGGACCCUCGUUAAUGAUGAAAUUGAUGGCAAGUUUGGUUUUGAAAGAUACAAGGAGCCUCAAGAGAAAGUAGGAUGGCUCAUUAACAUGCAUCCGACGGACAUCCUGGACGAAGACAAACGGUUGAUCAGUGCUGUCGAUUACUAUUUCUUAGAAGAUGACGGCGCCAGGUUUAAAAUAUCGAUGCCGUAUCGCCCAUACUUCUACGUUGCCGCUAAGAAGGACUGCGAACGUGAAGUUGCAUCGUUCUUACAGAAGAAAUACGCCAGCAAGUUGGAGAAGGUGGAACUUGUUGCGAAAGAGGAUCUUGAUCUUCAUAACCAUUUAGUUGGCUUGAAGAGGACCUACCUCAAGCUCUCCUUCCUAAAUGUCGACGACCUCAUGAAAGUGAAGAAAGAAAUCAACCCCGCUGUUCGGAAGAAUAAAGAACGAGAGAAAAACUCUGACUUUUACACGACCAUGCUUACUGCACAUCUUGCCGGAGAAGAAACCGUUCAAUCCUCCUCGAAGAAAAUCUCCGACCAGAUGGAGAACAUAAUCGACAUCCGUGAACACGACGUCCCGUAUCAUGUCCGUGUGUCCAUUGAUCUGAAGAUUAACGUCGGCCACUGGUAUGCGUGUAAAGGUCAUGGUCACACGCCUGAGAUACGCCACAGGGAAGACUUAGUGGAACAACCGGACCCUGUUGUACUUGCGUACGACAUCGAGACAACCAAAUCACCGCUGAAAUUCCCGGACGCUGCCUUCGACCAGAUCAUGAUGAUAUCAUACAUGAUUGACGGACAAGGCUACCUCAUCUGUAAUAGAGAAAUCAUUUCACACGAUGUUGAAGACUUUGAAUACACACCUCGGCCGGAGUUUGAAGGUCCAUUCAUUGUUUACAAUGAACCAGAUGAGAUCUCUACGAUCCAGAGAUUCAUUGAACACAUCCUGGAAACCAAACCGAAUAUAUUCGUGACGUACAACGGUGACAUGUUUGAUUGGCCGUUCGUUGAGAAUAGAGCUGCCUUUCAUCAGAUUGAUAUCUUCAAAGAGAUUGGUUUUCAAAAGGACAGUAUGGGAGAAUACAAGUCAAGACCCUGUAUACAUAUGGAUGCUUUUAGAUGGGUGAAGCGUGAUAGUUAUCUCCCUGUUGGUAGUCAGAACUUGAAGGCCGUCGCCAAAGCCAAGCUGCGCUAUGACCCGGUCGAGUUGGACCCUGAACAGAUGUGUCGGAUGGCUGCCGAGGAACCGCAAGUGAUGGCCACAUAUUCUGUCUCAGAUGCUGUCGCCACCUAUUACUUGUACCUGAAGUAUGUCCAUCCAUUCAUCUUCGCCCUGGGGACCAUUAUUCCAAUGGAGCCGGAUGAGGUUCUGCGUAAGGGUUCUGGUACCCUCUGUGAGGCUCUCCUCAUGGUGCAAGCGUUCCACGCCAACAUCAUCUUCCCCAAUAAACAGGAGCAGGUCUUCAAUAAGAUGACGGAUGAUGGACACAUUCUCGAUAACGAGACGUACAUCGGAGGUCAUGUGGAGGCGAUCGAGUCGGGGGUGUUCAGGGCCGAUAUUCCCUGCAGGUUUAGAAUGGUACCGGAAGCUUUUCAAAAUCUGAUCGACAAAGUGGAAAGAACGAUGAGACAUGCGAUCGAGAAUGAGGAAAAGAUUCCAUUCGACACGGUCACAAACUUUGAUGAAGUUUGCACAGAUAUCAUAGAGAAGUUAUCAAAGUUACGAGACUGUCCAAACAGACUUGAAAACCCCAUCAUAUAUCAUUUGGACGUCGGUGCAAUGUACCCGAAUAUCAUUCUAACCAAUCGACUGCAGCCGUCUGCUUUAGUUGAUGAGGAGUCGUGCGCCGCAUGUGAUUUUAACAAACCUGGCUCCGAGUGCCAGCGUAAGAUGAAGUGGAUGUGGCGCGGUGAUAUGAUGCCAGCGUCGCGGAGUGAAUAUCACCGCAUCCAGCAGCAAUUGGAAAAUGAGAAAUUCCCAUCCGUGUUCCCUGGCGGGCAACCACGCGCAUUUCAUCAGUUGACAAAAGAGGAACAGGCGACGUUGGAGAAGAAACGUCUGUCGGAAUAUUGCAAGAAGGCCUACAGGAAGGUGAAAUCGACAAAGGUGGAGGAGAGGUUCUCGACCAUCUGUCAGCGGGAGAAUUCAUUCUAUGUUGACACCGUGAGGGCCUUCAGGGACCGACGGUAUGAGUUUAAAGGCCUCACAAAGGUUUGGAAGCGGAAGCUGGCUGAGGCUGAAGAGAGGAAAGAUGCCGUGGAGACCAAGAAGGCCAAUGGUAUGGCCAUCCUGUACGACUCACUCCAGCUCGCUCACAAGUGCAUCCUCAACUCCUUCUAUGGAUAUGUCAUGAGGAAAGGCGCGCGGUGGUACUGCAUGGAGAUGGCAGGUAUCGUCUGCUACACCGGAGCCAGUAUCAUCACCCAGGCUCGGGAGAUCGUUGAACAGAUAGGUCGCCCCCUGGAGUUAGACACCGAUGGCAUCUGGUGCGUCAUGCCGGCUACGUUUCCAGAGAACUACGUCAUCAAGUCCACGUACCCAAAGAAACCCAAAACAACAAUCUCGUACCCAGGUGCUAUGCUCAAUGUGAUGGUGAAGGAUUCCUUCACCAACCAUCAGUACCACGAGCUAGAAGACCCCGACAAGUUGAAAUACACAAUGCGCAGUGAGAACUCGAUAUUUUUUGAGGUGGAUGGGCCGUACCUGGCCAUGAUCCUGCCAGCAUCUAAAGAAGAGGGAAAGAAGCUGAAGAAAAGAUACGCUGUCUUCAAUUUUGAUGGUUCGUUGGCUGAGCUCAAGGGAUUUGAAGUCAAAAGACGAGGUGAGCUCCAGCUCAUCAAGAUCUUCCAGUCGUCCGUCUUUGAGGCUUUCCUGAAGGGGGCGACACUGGAGGAGACGUACGCUGCCGUGGCGAAGGUGGCUGAUUACUGGCUCGAUGUCUUGUAUAGCAAGGCUGCCAACAUGCCCGACUCAGAACUCUUCGAACUGAUCGCCGAGAAUCGCAGCAUGUCACGAAAACUGGAAGACUACGGCGAACAGAAAUCGACGUCCAUCAGCACCGCGAAACGCUUGGCUGAAUUCCUCGGUGAUCAGAUGGUGAAGGAUGCUGGUCUCAGUUGUCGAUUCAUUAUCUCCAAGAAGCCAGAUGGCGCCCCUGUUACAGAACGUGCCAUUCCUCUGGCUAUUUUCCAGGCAGAGCCGAGCGUUAAGAAGCACUACUUGAGAAAGUGGUUGAAGGAUCCCGGCAGGAGUGAUUUUGAUAUCCGCGCUGUUCUGGACUGGGAUUACUACAUUGAGCGUCUCGGCGGCACGAUCGCAAAAAUCAUCACGAUACCCGCAGCGCUGCAGCAAGUUGCCAACCCGGUGCCCAGGGUCGCCCAUCCUGAUUGGCUGCACAAAAAACUCCUGGAGAAAAAUGACGUGUUCAAACAGAAACGCAUCAGUGAGAUGUUCACGUCAUCGGUGCGUUCGGUGAAAUCCAUCUUACCACCCGGACCGCCUCAGGAGGAUGCUGGGCCGUCGGUUGCGGACAUGGAAGAUUUCGGUGUGUCUCGGCAGAGCGUGGCGACACCUAUAUCAAUAAGUACAAAGCGCAAACGAUCGAAGGCUGAUGAUGAUUUCACGGAUGCUGAUAUGACGAUGUCUUGGAGGGAGGUCCUGGGCCCACCACCUCCGUUGGGAAAGACCAAGGAAGAAAGAAAAGAAUGGGUCGUCUAUCAGAAGAAAAAGUGGGCUCUCCAGCGUCAACAGCGACGCGGCACUGCUAAGAGGCGGAAAGUCGACGAUUCAAAGAACAAUAACAUAGGGGGCGGCACUGCAAUCAGGAGCGGUCCGAAUACUGGUCUUGGGAAUUUCCUGCGGAAGACGGCUCAGACGGUGUUUAACAUGCCGUGGCAGAUUAUACAGCUUGCCGAGACGAAUCAACCUGGUCAAUAUCGUCUCUGGGCUCUGAUUGGCUCAGAGCUACACUCCAUGAAUCUGAACGUGCCAAGGAUAUUCUACGUCAAUCAGAAGUCACCAAAAGAGGGCGACUCUGGUGAGAUGUGGCGUAAGACAUCCAAGUGUCUGCCGCGGUCGCAUCCCACAAUGCAUCUGUACGAGUACACGGUACCAGAGGAUGUCUAUCAGGAACACAUCAAUGAGAUCAGCGCUGACCUCUCCUCACCUGACAUCGAGGGAGUCUACGAGACACAGGUCCCUCUCAUCUUCCGUUGUAUGGUGCGACUGGGGUGUAUCUGUACCGUCAGUCGGGAGCACGCCAGGAUGGCCGUCGGAAGGGAUGCCGACACCUUCGACAUGGACAACCUGGAGUUUAAGACGCUCGCCCAAUACUCGUACCUCGAGCCCGAUACGAUCAACUACAUCUACCUGUACCACCAUGUCAGUGCGGGCAAGACUAUGUUCGGUAUCUGUCUCCCGGAUCAGAGGAAGGGCUCCGUGGUCGUCGUCGAUAAGGCCAACCAGAUGUCGAACCUGACUGCUGCGUAUAAUGCUGAACACAGCGCCAAAUUGAGCAAACUCGGUAACGAGGAUCUCCUGCCUCCUGCCGGCCACACAUUCGAGGUGUACGUCGAGAAGGACAACAGGAGUGCUUACAGGGCGGUCCAGAAAAUACUCUCCCAAUGUAAGGAGAGCAGGGGGGCUGCUUACAUCGCUGUGCAAUCAUGCUACGAUGUGUCCCGCCUGUCGACGAGCAUGCCGGGAUUAUCAGACUUUCCACUUGUGCCGAUCCACGUCACCGAUAGCUCUAGCCUCUACAACGUGCUAGACUGGCAACGUCACGGAGUACGCCGCAUGAUCCAACACUACCUCAACGCCAACCUCACCCUACAAGCCAUGAUUGAACAAUCUCGCUACUUUCACAUCCCCGUCGGAAACCUUCCUAAAGAUUCCACGCUAUUCGGCUGCGAUUUAUUCUUCGCGCGCCAUCUUCAAAAGCACAAUCACGUCAUGUGGUGUUCGCCGACCGAUCGGCCAGAUUUAGGCGGGAAGGAAGCAGACGAUAACCGACUCGUGACGGAGCCAGAAGAGAGCAACAUUGUGGAGGUGAACAAGUCUGGAGCCUACCCGACUAUCUGUGUGGAGCUUGAUAUGGCCAGUUUGCCAAUCAAUACACUACUUGAGUCUGCCAAGGUUAACGAAUUCGAAGGUGCUUCUACGAUGAGUUUUGACAUCAUGCCACAGCAGUCCGUCGAGGAGAUGAUGUCAGGACAGGGGGCAGCGACAUCUUUGACAAGCUAUGAUGAGACGGCACUCUGCACAGUAGCAUUCAGGAUCCUCAAAAGCAUGGUCCACGGUUGGAUCCGUGACGUCACGACCUACCACAACGCCUUCGCCGACCACCAGAUCAUCCAUUUCUACCGCUGGCUGCGCACACCAAGCUCUCUCCUCUAUGAACCUGCCCUCCGUAAAACUCUACACAACCUGAUGAAGAAGCUGUUCAUGCAGCUCAUCGCAGAGUUCCAACGUCUCGGCUCCACUGUCGUCUACGCAAACUUCAACCGGCUCAUUCUGUGUACAAAGAAGAGGAAUAUCUCGGACGCGAUUGCUUACGUCGAGUACAUCACAAACAGCAUCCGUGCGCGAGAACUGUAUCAUAGUAUUGAUAUCACGUAUUCACAGUGUUGGGAGUUCUUGAUGUGGCUGGAUAACGCUAACCAUGGUGGGGUCAAAGGUAAACUCCCAAACUCCCUCUCACAGGAGAUAGACGAGGAUGGUGCCUCUCAGAAACAGAAACGUGGCAGUGAUGACGAUGAGUCGGAUAACGAACAGGCAGAUGACCAAGUCGGCCAAUCAGAUGAGCCGGAUAUUGAGAUGAACUGGAAUCUGGCGCAUUAUUUACCGCAGGCGGGAGCUUGUCAGACGAACUUCACGAUGGUGAUCGCCGGUUACGUGCUAUCUGUCUACAACCACCUGCAAGACGAGCACGGUGGGUUAACGCCCGGGAAUACGCCCGUCAGGCGAAGAGGGGACAGCCAAUCACAGACGCAGAAACCAACUGAUAGUUCAACAACGCCUGCAGCGGUUGAGUUCUCACAAGAAUUGAUCAAGAAUGAAAUGACGCAACAGAUGUUUACGAUCACUCAGAAGGUUCAGAAGAAGUUAUCAGGCGGUCGUGUAGGUGGCGCCGACCUGGCAGCCGAGUUUCCCCAACUCCCCGGAUCACAUCUGCCCCUGACCAACCCAGCGCUUGAAUUCAUCAAAGCUGUUUGUAAGGUGUUAUCGUUAGAUCUCAACAUCACCAUCCAGGUGGACAAAAUGAAACGAGAUCUCCUCCGUCUGAUAGGAGUUGGUGAGUUCUCAAACACGGCCGAGUUCCAGGACCCGUGUCUGUCGUACAUCCUGCCAGAGGUGAUCUGUAAACACUGCAACAACGUGCGCAAUCUGGAUCUGUGCCGUGAUCCGUAUCUGCUGCAGGAUGGGGCUAACAUGUCAGUGUGGUCAUGCAUUCAGUGCAAGUCUGAGUACAAUGUGGACGACAUUGAACGACAGCUAAUCGACGCAGUGCAGAGGAAGUCCAUGGCUUAUCUGCUGCAGGAUCUCAAGUGUAUGAAAUGCCAUGGGAUCAAGGAGGCGAACAUGGCCCGCUACUGUAAAUGUGCCGGUGAUUUUACGACGACCCUACCCAUCAAUAACUUUGCACAAAACGUGAUGACGUUUCGGAAUAUUUCACGCCAUUACAAGAUGACGCUGCUUCAAGAAAAUGUCGAGUGGAUCCUUAAGAUGAACCCGCAGAUUAAACUGACGGACAUUAACUGGAAUUGAACUGAGAACCUCUCUUGUCCCCAAGUUUCCUCGAUAUCUGAAUACUCGGGGACUGCCCCCAAAAAGUUUUGCUGUAAUCUUUUUUCUCUGGAGCAAAUAUUUUAUGGCGACAAUGACCCUUUCAGUUCUCGUAGCUUUGAGGAAAAGAUAAUAACAUGGUGAGAGGAUUCAGUGAGUGGUACGUAGCUGUACGUAACCAGGUACCGACUCGCGCCUUACUGCAGUCAACUAACUUUCAAAUCAAUUCACGCCUUAACAGACAGGCUGCAGUGGGGCGGUCGGGCGCCUGGCAUGAAAUGUACAGG